GAAACGGAGAAUCUGCGAGAGUCAGUGCAAUUCGCGACGCGACGCCCUUCGUUCCCUCGAUCCGCGCUCAAGGGGUGGAUCGAGCCGCGAGACUCGAGGGCCGAGCUCGAUAGCAGAGGCUCGCCAGUGUUCACGUGCCGGGAAAACUGCAACACCUUUGCCAUCGUCAAGUGUUCGACGAACGAGAAGAGAAUGAAAAGAUACGAAAGAUUUAUUUGAAACUCGCGUUCACGUGCGUUCGCGUUGCUCAGUGAGACGUUUCGAAGGAGGAUCGAACGAUUUUAGAAACGAUAUAUGUGUCUUCGUACAGUUUCUUGCUCUGUAACCAAUCAUUCGGGGAAAUCGAUCGAAUUUCACUUUUAUCGAACGAUUCCACGAUUUCUUACGGGUCUACGUUUCGCUCGUGAGAAUAGAAAAUGUGCCGAAUCGUGUGUGCUCGAUAGAAAACGUGUACGAUAAAUGGAGUAACGAGAGAGAGAGGGAGAGAAAAGAGGGGAAAAAAUAAUAUUAUUCGGCGUGGCAAAGCCGGCCACGUUGAUAUUCAGCUUUCACCGAUCCGUCCGUGUUUGGAUCAUCGAUCCCAAAGGCCGGUCGUUAGUUUUUCAUAAUCGCAUGAAUCUUCGUAUGGCGCGACGCCACUGCCUCUCCCGUUCCGCCGGAGGAUGUUGGAAAAAUUGAAAAUUAUGCAAACAUAAUUUCCAUCGUGGCGCUCGGUUUCGCAUCCACGCUCGCGCCACAGGCGUACAACCCGUGUAUGCGUCGCCCCGCAAAGUUCAUUGUCAUCGGGGUAGCGACCGACGUAGUUUCAAGUAAAUUUUUCGACCAUCUCCCUUAUCGUUCUAUCUUUCCUUAUUCUUUCUUCCACCUUCCCGAUUUCAAACCUUAAUCAAUCUGAUCAAACCUUAAUCAAUUUUCCAUGAAUACUUGUUUACUUCUCGCCUCCUCCUUCUCUGUCGAAUUUAUCGAGUCUCGCCUUUCCCUUUUCCGCACGACGAGUUCUCUUUUCUUCUCUCGCUCUGUUUCUUCGAUCGUGGCCUUCGAAAUCCCGUUCGAGGCUCGAUCUCGCGCCGAAACAAACGGGCAGAGAAAUCUCUCCCAAUGAGCGAGCGAAGAAACUUGGAUAGUUGAAGAAACUUUUGUUUCUCGCAUCUCCCUCCGUGCGCCACCCUCUCGAGCGUUUCUCGAGCGUGUUGUCGCGAAGCGAUUACGGGCCUCGGUGUUUAUUUCGAAAUCAGGAUUUGCCGAGGGCCGAUCCCCGCUGCAAAUCUGCAACCCGUUAAAUGAUUUUUAAUCGAGGCCCAUUAAACGGAGUGCAUCAAAAUUACAUGAAUAUUUACGCCCCUCGACGAAAUUACGUUUUAAACGAUCCGCCGGCACCGCGGCCCCCAAUGAAAAUUGCAUAUUAAACGUCCUCCUCCUCCCUCCUCGGUAUAAUGUAAACUGAUUUGCGUAAGUAAGUCGCGUUACGAUCGAUUAAUUAACAACACUGCAACGACGAGGGAAGUGCACGGCCGAGAUUUCUCCCUGAUCAGUCGGAUAAUUCGAAUUCGAAUUACGGGGAGGAAAGGGAGCCUCGGAGGGAAGAACGUUCGAACGCCUAUUUUUAUUUCGACCCCAUCCGAUUCGAGCCACUAUCGUACCCGUUAUUAACGCGCGUUGAAGCCGUGCCGCUCCAUGAAUAUGAAUCGUCGCCACCACGCUAAUGCAACGCCACUGGAAAUCCCCUCUGCCCACCCCGAACGUCACCGCCGUGAUUACAUAAUUUAUCGCGCAGCCGAGGAUGCAUCGCCAGAUGGCCGGAUCUGGACUCCAAGGAAAAAACGUUUCGAGAUCUGCGAGGGUAACAAGAGCACGGAUGGAGACAAAAGGCCCCGCGGAGGACGUUUCUCGAACGAAGAUCACGGAUUGAACCGAGGUCGAGGCGGAGAGGUGUUCGCGCAGAAAUCGUGACACGCCUUUGUGAAGGCGUCACCGAUGCCGAGAGCUCGCGGAUUUCUCAUUCACGUUGAUCGUGCACGCGUAUGAAACAAAAAGAAAAAAAAGAGAACAUCCAGGGGUGGAGAACACGGAGACACAAAUCAAAAAAAAACUGGCGCGGAAAUGAAGAUUCAGAAGCGAUGAAAAGUGACUCGGGUCGCGAACUUCUUCGCGAGUCGCGGUUCGUGAAAAACAGGAACGGGCGGCGUAUAAAGUGGCGCUAAUUCAAAAGUUUCUCUAAUUUAAAAGCCGAUAAUACCACGGACAAUUUAACCGCGAACGUCGAAAUCCGCGAAAACAGAUGCCCCGUUUCACGGAUCAUUAACCCUUCCGUGCCUGUGUGAAAUCGCCACACAGUUUAGAUUACUUCUCGCUGGGCUAAUUGCCGCGCAAAACGAUUCGACUCGGCCCCCACCAUUCAAUAUUCAUUCGUAAUCUUAUUUUAUCAUAUGUGUGUGUGUAUAAAAAAUAAAUUUGACGCGUUUCGUUCGAAAUUGCUCGAGCAGGGUGGAACGGGGAUGGAAGGGGACGGGGACAGUUUGAAAAGUUGAGUUAAAAAAAGAAAAUCGAAUUUAAAGUCGCGUGAUAAAAGUGAAGUACAAAAGUGGAUUGAAAGUUUGACGGAUGAUACUUACGUUUCUCUUUCUUACUUUUCUCUUUUCUUUUCUUUUCUUUUCGUUUUUUUUAUAGAAGAGAUAGAAAUAAAAUCGAAGACACGGCGGAUCGGUGCGCGAUAGAAGGGGAGAGGGGCGGCGGGAAAGCGGGAAGAUGAUCGGUGAAGAUGAUAUUAAGGCGGAGGACUGAUUGAAAACGUGGGAAAUGGCGAUUGUCGGGGCUAUUAGUGAGAUGAGUGCGACACGUUUGAGUGUACGGUUGGCCGCUGUUCUGUUCGUUGCUACGACUCUCGUCGAUUCCCAGGUCACAUGGACGCCGAUCUACGUGGGCACCUACAGUCAAGUGGACCUUUGGACGCAAACGACGAACGGGUGCGCGUGCAGUUUUAAUUCGUCGAGCAACGAAUGCGCGUGCUGCGUCCCAUCCGGAGGAUGCAGUUGCGGGGCCGCGUCGCCGGACAGAUGUGCUCAGUGCGGGUUGGAGCAAUACUGCGCCAACAUGUGCAACAUAACGCUCGACAGCAGACAGUUGUUCAGCAAAUCGGAUCGCGGAUUCGGUCAAAUAAAGUCGCCAUCCCUUGAAGGGCCAUCGAGGUGUACCUACAGAUUCGUCCCGGACACGGGGCAAAGGGUCGAGUUGCAGAUCUAUCGAUUGAUCUCUAUAGGACGGCACAACGGCACCGCAUGCGAGGGUGGUUGGCUGCAACUCGAAGGAGGUGGACGAGUUUGCGGCCCCAACGAACGCUUCGAUCGACCUGUCGUGCUGUUCUCCGACAAAUCAGUCCCGAUACUCCACAUGCAGAUAAACGAGAGCACGACGAGGUCCCAGUUCCUCGCUUACUUCAGUUUCUCGUCGAAGGCGAGCGUGUCCGUUGGUUGGCCGGUAAAAGGCGGAGAACCGAAGAACAACACUGAGUGCGACUGGGUUUACAAGGACACCGAUUGCCUGGAUGGAUGCGUGUUGGCCAGCCCCGGAUAUCCUGGCCUAUAUCCACCCAACAUUCGGUGCCUCUAUUCGAUUACUUCCGGUCCCCGGAUGUCCAUCGCGAUUAACUUCACCGCUGUACUUCUGCCCGAGAAGCACUGCACGAGCGACUACAUAGCCGUAUACUCGGGUUCAACAACGUCGAGUCCCCUUCUGAAGAUGCUCUGCUUCAAGAACAAAACGUCGUUGACGUACAGCGGCCGGAAACUGUUGGUCGAGUUCAGAACGGGGCCGGAAGUGCCGCCUUUCGAUUACAACGGCUUCGUGGCGACCCUUAAUUUUAUAGAGAUCACUACGGAAGCUCCGACAACGGUUACCACGGAUAUCACGAAUAAAAGUGUGGACACGACGAAACCGAUCAACGGCGACGGUGGUUACAGCGUGAUGUUCAAUCCGGAUCUCCAGGAUCAUCGUAAAGAUCAAGGCUCGAUAUCCGGAAGCUGCGACCUCGAGGUGAGUGGCGAGAAAGUCAGGUCUGGCCACCACGACACCAGAGGGAAACUGAAGUCCACCACGUGCAAGCUCGUGCUUCAUGGACGUGCUUACGACACUGGACACGUCUCGUUGACCAGUUACAAUCUCAGCGCCCAGGCUUGCCAAUCUUCGAUCGAAAUAUUCGACGGCCCCUCCGAAGGUACCGCGAAAUCCCUCGAGAGAAUCUGCAGUCCUGUACAGCGGCCUCCGCCUCCGGAAUUCGUGCAACAAGAUACAUACGUCGAGCCGAAAAGGUACUCGUCUAAUGGCAGAGAUAUGACGGUCGUUCUGAAACGAGCAACAAACAGCCCCACCGACGAGGAAUACAUGGAUGUCUCUUAUUACUUCCACGAUGAACGCGAGGGUGGCACUCAACAGCCGGCCAGCGUGUGCGACGUCGAAUAUUACGGGCUCACGUCACCGGUGAAAGGUUCCGUGGUCCAUCCGGAUCCUUACCGAUUAUUCGCCAUGGAGAGGCCAAUAAAAUGCAGGCAGCACUUUAUCCCGGCGGCUAAUCAGUCGGUCAUCAUACGCGUGGAGAGCAGUUUGAAGCAGAGUCCGGACAGCCCUUGCAAAACCAAAUGCGGGGAUAGCGGCUGUCAGUGCGUGAGCAACAAGACCCUGGAGAGCAUGGACCACCUUCUGCUCGUCUCUGAAACCGGUCACAUCGUCACCUGCCUCUGUGGAAAUUAUCAGGACUGGCUACCAGUCGGUAUCCGUAGCUGGAUGCCGGUGUACAUCGAAUGGUCGAGAUCCUCGAAGGCAGGCCUCAAUUUCCGUGCGGCUUACGAGUUUAUCAAGGACACUUACUGCGGUUAUCACACAAUGACAAAGCCGGAAGGCGAGGUGAAUGGCGGUGACUUGGCCAGCAGCGGCUUAAAGCUCAAUCAGUAUUAUCAACAGAAAUGCACGUGGAUCCUGAGCUCCAUGACGGAUCGACAGCUCACCAUCGAAGUUAGAUCAACUCAGAACCGUCCCUGCACCGCAUGGAAUUUGACGAUACACGAGUACAGCAGGAACGGUGACCCGGCAGGGCCAAGAUUGCACACAUUUUGCUCGAGGGACACGUACAAAAAUUUCACCCUACCAUGGAAGACGAACAUCGUGGUGGUUAGAUUACAAGCACUAGGAAGGACAGCACCGGAAUAUACGAUGAAAUGGCGGAGCGAGUCUGUAAUUGCAAACACGCACAAGAGCGGGCCAUCGCCAGCACCGAAUCACGUGAUAGACUCCUCGACUGGAAAUGGAUUACUAGAAGCGCGAAACCUAAUUCUGUUCGCUAUACUACUCGCUUACGUGGCCGGUUGUUGAGUCUACUCGACACACCGUGCCCUACACACGUUCCUGUUCACAAUCAGACACAAACUGUUGCGAACGAGCCUAAGAUUUGUACUAUUGUACCACACUGUGUGUGUGUGAACGAACUCGAACAUUAAUAUUAUCGUAAUGACUAGGAUCGUGUUUCCUGAAAGUUCUUUCAGCGGUUCAAUUUUCUUGAAAAAUAAAAAAAUUCAUGGACAGAAAUGUUUAAAGAGCGAAAUGAUUGCAUAAAACGAAAUUAUGGAAGUUUUAAAAGUUUCAUGUUAGUUUUCAUAAAAUAUUACGUCGCUGGUAUUGUGUGAAGUUUUCUAAAAGUUUAGAGGAGAAAAAGUCGGGAAAAACCGUGCCCUUUUGAUGAAAUAUUAAAAUCAGUCGCCAUAAAAUUACCUCGCUUUUAAUCAUACGGGAACCGAAUGUAUUCUAAAUUAAAUAGAUUGCUCGAGAAUAAUUGCAAUUAAACAAAAUUCAUUUCCAGUUCGUUUCUACGCAAAUAUUCGACAAUUAUUUUUUAAAUUGUAUAUUACUCGUCUGCAAUCUAUUUUUUCUUUUUUUCUUUUUUUUUUUUUUUUCAUUUAAAAUAGGAUUUCAUCGUACUGAACAAAGGAGAUAAUGAAAUGUUUAAUAAAGAUUAAUUUGCAAUCAUAGUUCUCGAGCAAACAAGAGCAUCGAAUAUUGAUCAAAGAACACGAAAAUUCUAAAAUGAUUUAAUCGAAAGCUCAAAUAUUUUUCAAUUACCGAUAUUUUAGCGUAAUUGUUCGAUAUUGUCAUACGUAGAUGAAUAUUAACAAGGUUAAAAUUUCAUCCGAUAAAUUGAAGAGAAUGAAUGGCAUGAAAUCGAAUUUUGGAAUUCAACGCUCUAGUCAAAUUACAUAUAUAUAAAUAUAUAUAUAAAUAUAUAUAUAAAAAAUGAAUUAAAUACGAAUCAGAGAAAAUAAGAGAGAAAUAUAUAUAUAUAUAAAUAUAAUUAUAAAUCACACACUCGGUGUAUACCACUCGUUUUAAUUAUAAGAGUUUAAUAGAGCAUGUACAUAUUAUAUAUACAUAUACAUA
Molecule: messenger RNA, 6420 nt
Organism: Apis mellifera (honey bee)
Lineage: Eukaryota; Metazoa; Arthropoda; Insecta; Hymenoptera; Apidae
Exons: 17
Coding region: 2797-5361 (854 amino acids)
Cellular component (GO): plasma membrane
Source: RefSeq, a predicted model, not a curated record